AUGCCUUCCAAAGUGUCAUGCUUGUACCUGCUGACAGUGGUGUGCUGGGCCAGUGCACUGUGGUACCUCAGUAUAUCUCGGCCUACGUCCUCCUAUGAAGGACACAUGUCCAUACCCAUACGCAAGACUGUCAAAACACCCAAGAACUUCACCUUCACCAACAUCCGCUCACGCACUCUUAAUCCACACUCCUUUGAGUUCCUCAUCAAUGAGCCCAAGAAAUGUGAGAGUGUCAGUCCCUUCUUGGUUAUCCUCAUCAGCACCAAUCACAAGGAGUUUGAUGCACGGCAGGCCAUCAGGGAGACCUGGGGGGACGAGAGCAUCUAUGAAGACAUUCACAUCCUCACUAUCUUUCUCCUUGGAAGGAACACUGAUGACGUGCUCAACCAGAUGGUGGAGCAGGAGAGCCAGAUAUUCCAUGACAUAGUGGUGGAGGACUUCAUAGACUCGUACCACAACCUGACUCUGAAGACCAUCAUGGGCAUGCGCUGGGUGGCCACCUUCUGCCCAAAGGCCCAGUAUGUGAUGAAGACAGACAGUGACAUCUUUAUCAACAUGGAUAACCUCAUCCACAAACUACUGAAGCCCAACACCAAGCCCCGCAGGAGGUACUUUACAGGCUACGUGAUAAACGGGGGGCCCAUACGAGACAUGCGCAGUAAGUGGUACAUGCCCCGAGACCUGUACCCGGACAGUCGCUAUCCCCCCUUCUGCUCGGGCACAGGGUACGUGUAUUCUGCAGAUGUGGCAGAGCUCAUCUAUAAGACAUCUCUCCACACCAGACUGCUGCACCUGGAGGACGUGUAUGUAGGCCUGUGUUUGCGCAAACUCAACAUCCACCCCUAUCAGAACAGUGGCUUUAACCACUGGAAGAUGGCCUACAGUCUCUGCCGCUACCGCCGCGUGAUCACCGUGCACCAGAUCUCCCCAGAGGAGAUGCACCGCAUCUGGAACGACAUGUCCAGCAAGAAGCACCUGCGCUGUUAG
Molecule: messenger RNA, 987 nt
Organism: Knipowitschia caucasica
Lineage: Eukaryota; Metazoa; Chordata; Actinopteri; Gobiiformes; Gobiidae
Source: the annotation of a GenBank genome assembly